Molecule: messenger RNA, 2789 nt
Organism: Aedes albopictus (Asian tiger mosquito)
Lineage: Eukaryota; Metazoa; Arthropoda; Insecta; Diptera; Culicidae
Product: trichohyalin
Exons: 12
Coding region: 79-2127 (682 amino acids)
Source: RefSeq, a predicted model, not a curated record
UGUUCUGUUCUCCUAUGUGUUCUCGUGUGUUUGUCUCCACGUGUCUGUCCUUCUCUUUCGCAACGACUGCGCCAAUCAAUGAUCCGUUGUUUUAACGCUUCCGUUCUCCCGUUGUUCUUUCAACAGACGCCUCUGCGAUAUUCUGGAGUGCCAAGACUCGAUACAUUCACCACUACCACCACCACCUAUCGCACCCCAAUGCCAUACGUCGCCCAUAAGCGCAUUGUUCCACUGACGGGAUUCGCCACGUCGCCAGGCCGGGUGACCGUAUCGCCGAUGCGGGUGUACGGUUCGCCCGUCCGCGUUCUCCGAUCGCCGGUCCGCGUCCUCGGCUCGCCAGUUCGGGUGAUCUCGUCCCCGAUCCGCACCGUGGUCCGGGCCGUCCGAUCGCCAGUCCGCGUCAUCUCCUCGCCGGCACGGGUGGUCGCCAUCCGGUCGUCCUACCUGCGUCCGUCGAUCGUCAACAAAGAAUUCGAUCGUAUCGAACGUAAAUACCGUGCCAGUCCCGUAAGUAGCGCCCUCGAGCAGUAUUACAACUCGCCAUCCUACUUGGAAUUUGAGGACGAAAAGCGUGAAAUCCGCAACUCGAGUGCGCUGCUGCUGCGCCAGCUGAACGAUCCAGUGCCACGCGUUAUGGGCCCAUCCCUGCAGACAGCCGUUCCAGCCGCCGAACCAAACCCCAAGCGGUGGGUGUACGACCCGUUCAGCCACCACAACAAGCUCAACAGCGAGACGUACGUCAAGAACACCAUCACCGACCCGCUGCGCAGCGUUGCCCGGGAUAUCGAAGCCAUGGCCAGAUACCACUCGCCCGCUUCCCGCUACGUCGAAUACGUCCUGUUGGACGAUAUCCUCUGGCGUUACACGUACUACGUCGAUGAAGAUGGCAAAAACCACUUGGCCAGUACGCGCAUUAUCGGAUCCCAGGCGUACCCGAAGACCAAGCCGCGGAUCUAUAACUAUGACACCGCCCGGGUGGGCAGGGAAGUCAAUGUCAUGUCGCACUAUAAGGCGAACCGCAGCCAGGCCAAGUCCGACGUCGAGGAAGUGAGAUUAAAUCCAGCCCGGCCGACGCGCAAGUUCAACAAUCCGAAGCUGUACGACGACCCGACCGAUGACAAACUGAAGGACAAGCAGGACAAGAUCGAUCGGGUCAGCGAGCUGAACAAGGUCCGGUACGAGCCGGUCAACCUGGAGCAGGAGCGCCGCAAGCUGCUGGACGAAGCCAAGAAGAAGGAGGAGGAAUCGUUGGAGCGCGAGAAGAAGCGCCAGGAGGACAGGAGCCGACAGGAGGAGGAAGCCAAGCUGGCGGCUGAAAAGGCUCGGCUCGCGGCUGAAGAAGCCGAACGCCGACGGGCUGAGGAGGAACGGUUGGCUGAGGAGGCGAGGUUGGCCGAGGAGGCGAGGUUGGCUGAGGAAGCGCGACUGGCUGAAGAAGCCAAGAAGGCCGAGGAGAAGAAGCGCAAGGCCGCCGAAAAGAAGCGCAAACAGGAAGAGGAAGAACAGAAACGUAAGGAGGAGGAAGAGGAACGCAAACGCAAGGAAGAGGAAGAGCGAAAACGAUUGGAAGAAGAAGAGCAGAAACGACAGGCCGAAGAGGAAAGAAAACGAUUGGAGGAAGAGGAACGCAAGCGUAAGGAGGAAGAGGAGAAGAAGCGAUUGGAGGAAGAGGAGACCAAGCGCAAGGAGGAGGAAGAAAAGAAGCGAGUGGAAGAGGAACGCCUCGCCGAAGAGGCCCGUCUCGCCGAGGAAGCCCGCCUGGCCGACGAAGCCCGCCAAGAGGAGGAGAAGAAGCGCAAGGAGGAAGAGGAAACCCGCAUCAACGAGGCGCAGAAGAUCCGCGAGGAUGAACUGGCCCGACUGAACGAACUGGAGAAGCAGGCCAUCGAGGAGGACAACGUCGAACUGCUGCGCGAGAUCACCGAACUGAAGGCCAUCGCCCAGUCGGACGAGGAACUGCUGAAGCGUCAGGCCGCCAAGCUCGAGGAAGCCGCUCCAGCUACGGAAACCGCCGCCGCCGAAGCCCCGGCGACCGAGGAAAGCGCGGUAGCUGAAGAGGCCGCUGAGGAACCCGCCGUCGCCGCAGAAGAGGUCAAGACUGAGGAAAGCCCAGCUGCUGAAGAGUAAACCGGCGAACAUCGCCCUCGACGCAUAGGUUAAGAUACUACGUUAAGAUUAAUGGAUGUGUUCAAGUAAACCGUGUAGGCACGAGGCUUCAAGGCUUCGUGCCGCUCGCUAAAACGCAGCCCAAAUUCGGAAAGACACUAACAACUAACGGCGGCUGACCCAACCAGCCGCCGGAAACUCAUUGGAAACGAACUCGACACCUAUUCGGAAACAUAAAAUGAUCGCAACAUUCGUAGACAUCCGACGCCGUGAACUCAACUGCUCAGUAGCUGUGCUUCCAGCCACUCCCAACCCGUACGGAAGCACUCGGGAUAUAGAUCGUGGAGUCUAUAUUGAAUGGCCCUUCAGCGAACCGUACGGGACAUCCCCGGCAACGCCGCUCGUGGAUGACCGAUCAAAAGGACGCAGCCAACGGGGUGUUGAACACUUCAUCUCUAGUGCAUUUCUCUACCGCUUUUAACUCGAACCCGUAGCUUCCGGAAAAGCCGCCGUCGCCGCUGCCACCUCGAAAAUAAUGUAAGGCUUUUCUCUCAGAAUUACGUCAUUGUUUUAGUGUUUAAUGAUACUUCUUCGAACAUGGAGACACACGUACACAUACACAAUUAUUACACACAGAUCUGUUAAGUUUGAACAAACUGAGAAUAAAGAAUUUUAAAGAUCGA